AUGAAAUUCACGACAGCUUUCCUCUUUGCCGCAACAGCCUGGGGUGCUCAACACCACCACCGACGAGAUACCACAAAUAACGGCAUCAACCUUAGUGCAAUCACGAGCGCACUUGAGAAUCUAAUGGCCAACCAAACAGCCAGCGCGAAUUUCGCCAACAUCUCGCCGCCGCCCAAGUCGCUCAUCCCCGAGAUCCUGUCAGUCGUGCCCGUAUCCGUCAUCUGGGAACUCAUCAACCCAGCGGAGCGCAGUUCCCUCGCCAGCCAAUUCAAGGCCGGUACUACCCCAGCCUGGUACAGCGCUCUCCCAUCGGAUGUGCAAAGCUACAUGUCGGUGGUCAAGUCGCAGAUCUCGGCGGGGGCAUUGACAGCCACAACGUCUGAGAUCAACGCUGUGGCAAAUACAGGGACUGCAGCGACUGUUACAGCAACAGCCUCUGUGACCGGUGCCACUGCUGGAGGAUUGGCAAGCUCGACUUCGUCGAAGGGUGCGGCUGCACAGCCCACGGGCCUGACCGUGUCGGCGUUGGGGGCGCUGGGUGUGCUUGGACUGGCACUAGCUCUGUGA
Messenger RNA from Penicillium roqueforti, 567 nucleotides. RefSeq lists its product as uncharacterized. The record is from RefSeq and is a predicted model, not a curated record. The coding region runs from base 1 to 567 and encodes 188 amino acids. Lineage: Eukaryota; Fungi; Ascomycota; Eurotiomycetes; Eurotiales; Aspergillaceae. The transcript is spliced from 2 exons.